This is a messenger RNA of Malassezia restricta, 2298 nucleotides long. RefSeq names its product zinc finger protein, C2H2 type. The record is from RefSeq and is a predicted model, not a curated record. The transcript has a single exon. Lineage: Eukaryota; Fungi; Basidiomycota; Malasseziomycetes; Malasseziales; Malasseziaceae. Bases 1 to 2298 code for a protein of 765 amino acids.
AUGUCCGCGAAAGAGCCAGGUACUCGACCUGCAUGGCUAAGUACGCCUUUGUACGCCUUUGAUAUUCCGCGUGAGCUCGUUUCGUCGCUCGUGCUGCGCCAAAACGAAGAAGAGGUAGCCUCAACGGAGACGAAGCCAUCACCGCCAGCGUCGGCUCCUCCCGUCGAAACUGUGUCGAGUGCGCCGCGCAUCGGUGCACCAGCCUGCUCUAUGUGCCCAGGAUGUGGUUCCUUUGAUAAUGUACAGCAGCAGCGCUCUCAUUUUCGCAGCUUGUGGCACCGCUACAAUCUCGUCGUAAAGCAGCACCAUGUACAAAUGCCCUCGGCGGCCGCCUCUGUACCUCUUGUAUCGCGUGAAGAGCUCGAUCAGAUGUGUGCGACGUUAGAAGAUGACGAUGAAUCACCUGACGAGCUGACGGCCCUCUUGCGUCGCCUGGAUCUGUCGUCGCACGACACGAGUCAGGAGGCUGAAAACCACGCGCGGACCGUGAGAAUCAUGUCGGAUGCUCUGCGCUCGCCGAUUUGGUGGUAUGAAACAUCCAAAGCAGCUGAGGUGCAUCUUGAACAGACGCAAUUGGGUAUAUACCGUGACGUCCUUCACGCGGCUGCGCCGCCCGACGCCAAGCCAUCGACGUAUUUGGCUUCCUUAUCCACGCCGCGUUUAACGAUGCGGCCAGGCACGUAUGGAUGGUCUGGGAAGCGCGUUCACGGCACGCAGCACGUGGGCCGUGCGAUGCAGAUGCACGUACUCGAUGGUGAGGGAUUGUUCCCUCACGAAGCGGGCGACGAAAGUCUCGACAGCGACAGUGACUGGGACAUGAGCAUGGAUGAGUCCGAGUCCUCCGUGGCUCCCUCCAGUGACGAAGAAGACAGUAGCCGUGCAAUGGCGCCGCUUCCUCCGUUGCGACUGUGGACGUUUAUCAUGAUGGGCGGCGGUCAUUUCGCCAUUGCUACAGUCGCGCUGAAUCUCCAUGUCAUGCCGCAAUCGGAGCGAGCCAAGGCCCGUGGCACCAAGCCCCAGCGAUCCGUCCUCGUUGUAGCCCACAAAACCUUUCAUCGGUACACAACGCGACGAAAGCAGGGCGGUGCACAAUCGGCCCAGGAUGCUACGGGCCGCCACGCCAAGAGUGCCGGUGCGAACCUGCGUCGCUACGGCGAGGCUCAACUCACCAAGGAUAUCCACACGCUACUAGGUCACCGUCGCUGGCGUGAUUUGAUUGAGCGCAGUGAGCAUGUGUGGAUCCGCACAUCCAUGCGGUCGGCCCAUGGCGUAUUGUGGCAAUGGCCCGGUCAUGACACGAGUCCGCUGGAUGCCAAACAAGCGCAGGGCGCUCUCUCGCACAUUCCCAUCGCGACGCAGCGCCCGACGAUUGGCGAAAUCAUGCGAUGCUUUUUCGAGCUCGUGCGCGUCAAAGUCGCGCAUCUCACGCCCGAGGACCUGGCAGCGCAGGACGACGCUCACCGACAUGCCAUGGCCCGGGCAUUGCGUGUCAGCGAUGCCCAACAGCAUCAGCAGCAACGACCACCGACGCGUCCCGCACGUCCUGCGCGCCGGGAUGCCAAGGAAUCACACAUUCGAGAGCGCUGGGAGCGCCUUGUGACCAUGGUCCGACGCGGAAAGCUGGACGCCCUCGUCAAUUUUAUUCAGCGACACAACGACAUGCUGCAGGAGGCGCUCACCGCCGACACCUCGCUGCCUGCCUACGCGUCCGCUCAGGCCAUCGAUGCACCCCUGCCUCUAUGGUGGCGCGAAAGCCAGGCGCGUGGCUCGAUGGUGCCGACCAACCUUCUGCAGUUGGCUGCCGCGUCUGAUCAGGCGGACAUCGUGCACUUUUUACUCGUGGAAGAACGUGCGGAUCCCACGCUGCCUGUCGCGGCCGCACUGCCACAUCACCGCACGGCGUACGACUUGUGCCCAAGUAAGUCAACGCGAGCCGUAUUCCGCCGCCUCAUGGCCGAACAGCCUACUUGGUGUCGCUGGGACGAGAUGGGGCAGGGCGGUGCCCGUGUGCCGUCCGCCCUUACGGCUGAGAUGGAAGAGGCACAGUCGUCCAAAACGCGGCAUCGACGAGCCGCGAUGCGCGACAAGAUGCGUGAAAGAGACGCCAGGGCUGAGGUGAAGCCGGCAGACACGCCGCCAGCCCCCGCUCCUGUUUCCACGCUGGGCCACUUGUGGCAACGUUUGGGCGGCAGUGCGCCAGCCGAAGACGCCUCGCUCUCUGACGACAUGCGACGUCGGAUUGAGCGUGAAAAGCGCGCGCGUGCUGCCGAGGCACGUAUGCAGCGCAACAAGUCAUAG